This is a messenger RNA of Effrenium voratum, 3411 nucleotides long. NCBI's taxonomy places the organism in Eukaryota, Dinophyceae, Suessiales, Symbiodiniaceae. The record is from the annotation of a GenBank genome assembly.
AUGGCGGGAGCAACCUAUGAAGUCUUCGGACAGAUGAAGAUGGGCCCAGGCCAGGCAUGCCCCCGUGAGCUGGUGGGCAAGAAAGCGAAGCUGAAGUGUGCGGAGGGGGACCUCUUCGAGCUGCCCGCGGAGGCGGUGGCGCUGUCGCUCAGGGCCCGGAGCCAGUUGCUCGAGAAGGGCUGCGACGAGGUGCUGGAGUACCCGAUCAAGAAGACGGUGAUGGCGAAGCUGGCCGAGUACCUGAAGCAUCACAAAGAGCACUCCCCCAGUGAGAUCAGGACGCCGCUCGUGAGCGAGAACUUGGUGGACUCCGGCGCCAGCCGGUGGGACGCCAGCUACGCCAACGUGGACAAAGAGAUGUUGUUCGACCUCACGGUGGCUGCCACCUACCUGGACAUUCCGGGGCUGUGGUUCCUGCUGAGCGCCAAGGCGGCGGUGCUCACGAACAACAAGAGCGCCGACAAGCUGCGCAAGGAGUUCGCCAUGGCCAACGACUUCCCCGCGGCGGAGGAGGCGGAGCUGCGCCGGGAGUAUUGCAGCGCCGUGGGGACGCCCGAGGCGGAGCUCACCCAACUGGCGGCCAGCUCUGUGAUCCGCAGCAGCGUGAAGGCGGCAGAGCAGAAGCUGCUGCCCAGCGAGUCCACGGAGCUGACGCUGAAGAGCUGGCGCCACGCCAUGUGGCGGGCCGCGGUGCUGGACGACUGGCGGCUCCUGGCCAACGCCCCCGAGCAGAUCCGAGGCGACAGGGACCUGGUGAAGAGCGCCAUCCUCACCUCCCAGGGCGCCGCCUUGAAGCACGCGGCCCCCGAGCUGCGCGCGGAUCAGUCGCUGGUGCUGGAAGCCACCAGAUACUUCGGCACCGCCUUCGCGGAUGCGUCCCCCGAGCUGCGCAGUGACAAGAGCUUUCUGCUGCAGGCGGUGGGCGUGCAUGGCGGGGCGCUGUCCGGUGCACCUGACUCCCUCCGCAGUGACAAGAACUUUUUGCUGGAGGCGGCCAAGGCCGGCAAGGGCGCGGCGAUGCAGGGGGCCAGCCUGGCCCUGCGCGAGGACCGGAGCUUCGUGCUGGAGAUGGCCGUGCACGACGCCGAGGCGUACCACUACGCGGCGGAGGACUUGUUGAACGACAAGGACUUUGCGGUGGCAGUGGCGAAGCGGAACGGGAAAGCGCUGAAGUUCAUGCUGCCCAUCUUCCGCGCAGAUCCCGAGGUGGUGCGCGCCGCGGUGAGUCGGGACCCGCAGGCGGCGCAGUUCGCCCACGCCUCCCGGCGCGCGGAGCUGGGCAUGAUCCAGGAGUCCAUCCACGGGGAGGUGCAGCUCAAGGAGGAGCUGGAAAGCCAGCUGAAGGCGGCCCAGGAGGAGGCCUCGUCCGUCACCACGCUGGCCAUCGCCUCGGGGGGCCCGCGGCACUUGCAGGCGCCCUCCAUUACGGGCAAGGCCCAGUACACCUGCAUGAAGCUCACGAAGACGGUGCACUUCACGGCGAUGAGCACCAUGACGGCCAACAUGGGCCAGGCCAACUACAUCGCGGCCAACGCCUAUAUGGACAAGAUGGCGCAGUUCCAGCGCCCAGAGGUCGACAGCGUGGGGCUCAUGUGGGGCGCCGUGGGCGGCAUCGGCAUGCGCUGGAAGGCCUUCGCCUCCGAGGACAUCCUCAACGCCACCCCGGAGGCCCUGCUGACCAUCGGUGACUCGGGGAAGGUGCUGCACAUCGCGUGCUGCACGAUGUUCCCCCCGGAGUGGUUCUCAGCCUCCCACUUCGACGAGAUGACCAGGGCCUACUACCUCCAGCCCACCGCCGGGAAGAUCCAGCUGGACCUGGGCGACAGCUCGGCCCAGCACGCCGAGGCAGCCGUUGCGGACCGCGAAGAGGCGGACCGAAAGGCGCUGCAGGACCUGGCGUCCGUGGACCGCCGGCCCGUGCCCAACAACUUCGCCCCCUUGGGGGGCUGGCCCAGCCUGGUGGCACCCGCGAAGACCCCUGGAACCCUGCAAAAGGGCGACAAGGUGCGGCUCACAGGGCUGAGGGCCAAGAACGGGGUCACGGGGAUGCUGGUCCAGCAGUUUGCGGACGGCAAGUGGAAGGUGAAGCUGGACGACGGCUCAGGCAACGCCUUGCUGCGCCCAGGCUGGAACCGCGGCAGCGAGCUGCGCCGGGUGGAGCAAGAGACGGGCACGUUCAUGUUCAUGGCCUUGGACUCCCGCGGGGAGGAGCGGCUGUUGAUCUUCGGCGCCAACGCAGGGAACAAAACCGACAACGGGGGGCGCAUGCACGCUGAGCGUCUCGUCAAUGAGCUGGUUCAGGAGAAGCUCCGGAAUGAUGGCCGUCGCGGGGGGGGCGGCCGGGACAGCCGCAGCCGCAGCCGCAGCCGCAGGUCCUCGCGGCGCAGGUCGCGGUCCCGCCGGGACAGCCGAAGCAGGACCGCGGGCGGAGCAGCCCGGCUCAGGUCGUCAGGCUUCGAUUACGCGAAGUGGGAUCGCCUCGAAGUGAGCGACGACGAGACCACGUUCCAUCCUAACCUGGACAAGGGCCUCAACAUCCGGGUGAAUCGCCACACCCGCGACAGGAAGGAUGAGGAGAUUGACGAGGAAAUCAAGAGGCUCACCGAGCAGGGAGGGAGCGAGAAUCUCGAGAAGGCCGCCAAGCUCGAAGCCCGGCGGCCGCUGCACGUGGACAACGUGUGCCAGGUGGCCGAGGAGCGGACCAUCAUCCAAUCCUUCGCGAGUGCCUCGCGCCUGAAGAAGGGCGAGGACUUUGAUACAGACGAGUACAUAAAGUUCAAGGAAGAAAACCAAAGUGUUUUGGAUCGAUAUGCCGAUGCCGACUGGGACACUUCCCAGGGCAUGUUGGUCAAAGAGGGCCACAUUCUCCUGGAGGAGUACGCCAACAGCUACUUCAUGCUGGAGGCCUUGAACGCGGAGAUGAGGGGGGAGAGGUCUCAGAUGCAGAAAUUGGUGCGUCAGGGGCAGAUCCUCUCGCAGAUCCACCAGCUGGCAACGCCCAUGAAGCGACCUGCCCGCGACCUCGUGCCCCGCUUCUUCGAGCGCUUCGAGCAUGAGGAGUCGGUCGCGGUGUUUGAAGAGGGGGUGCGGCAUUUUCAGGAGAACCUGAUCAAGAGAGCCGUUGAGAAGAAGAAGGAGGAGGAGGCGCCCGCCGCGAAGCCGACGCCGCCGGAGGGCUAUGAGGCGAAGCCGCUGGUGGAGGCCAUGUACUCCAUGGACAAGGAGGCGCGGCGUGGCGCGGGGGGCCUGGACCCGGUGGAGGUCUUGGCGAGUCUGCCGGAGAAGCUGCAGCGCUGCUUCCAGGAAGGCGACAUCGAGUUGCUGAAGCAGGUUGCAGAAGAGAUGCCGGAGGAGGAGUUCGAAGGCCACUUCCAGCGCUGCAUCGACUCCGGGCUUUGGCGGCCAGGGUGA